This is a messenger RNA of Aspergillus thermomutatus, 1080 nucleotides long. Its product is annotated as endonuclease/exonuclease/phosphatase family protein. The record is from RefSeq and is a predicted model, not a curated record. NCBI's taxonomy places the organism in Eukaryota, Fungi, Ascomycota, Eurotiomycetes, Eurotiales, Aspergillaceae. Bases 1 to 1080 code for a protein of 359 amino acids. Gene Ontology annotation, molecular function: 5'-tyrosyl-DNA phosphodiesterase activity; single-stranded DNA binding. Gene Ontology annotation, biological process: double-strand break repair. The transcript is spliced from 2 exons. Gene Ontology annotation, cellular component: PML body; cytoplasm.
AUGAGACUCGACCGCGCCAACCCACAGCCCUUCUACCACUACUUCAACAAAAUCUGGACCCCAAUCCGGAGCUCACCAGACAUCACCAGAAAUCUCAGCACUUCUAAUGUUUAUCAAAUCCUCAGGAAAAAUGUAACCAGAAUCCGACUAACAACCUGGAACAUCGACUUCCAAACCCCCUUGGGCUGCGAACGCAUGGCCGCAGCACUGGAGUACCUAUCCCACCAGCACAGCACCCAGAAUCCCGCGUCCCAGCACGACGACGAGACCCCAUCAAUCAUCUUCCUCCAGGAGAUGGUCGAGUCGGAUCUCCAGCUUAUCCAGGAAUCGGGCUGGGUCCAGGAGAAGUUCUUCAUCACCGAUAUCAGCUGCGAUCGUUGGCGCGGGUAUUAUGGGACGACGACGAUGAUCGAUAAACAGUUGGUUGUGCAGGGUGUAUUCCGGGUGCCGUAUUCGAGUUCAAGGAUGCAGAGGGAUGCGUUAUUUGUUGAUGUUGAUGUGGGUUCUGGUUCUGGUCCCCCUGGGGCCGAGGGUGGUUGUAUCUUACGGCUGUGCAAUACACAUCUUGAGAGUCUUGUUUCCAGUCCGCCCAGACGUCCGGAACAGUUACGUCUCGCCUCCAGCUUCAUGCAUGGGUCUGGCCCUGCGCCUGCGCCUGCCCCUGAGGAUGAGGGUGAGUAUACGCCGCCGACUCCCCAUGCAGCUAUUCUGGCAGGCGACCUCAACGCCUUUGCGCCGGAGGAUCGCUCCGCGCCGGAGGAGUGUGGUCUUAGAGAUGCGUUCUUGGCUCUGGGCGGGAGAGAGGGAACGGAGGAGAGUUUCACGUGGGGUCAGCAGGUGCCGGCUUGGAUGAGGGAGAAGUUUGGGUGUAGUCGUAUGGAUAAGAUCUUGUAUUGUGGUGGGGUUGAGGCGAAGAGUCUGAAAAGGAUUGGGGAUGGGGUUACGGUGAGGGUUGAUUUGCGGGGAGAUCACUCUGACAGCGAACAUGACGACGAAUCUGAAGACGAAUAUGAAGAUGUCUGGGUCACGGAUCACUUGGGUCUACAGGGGGAGUUUGAAGUCUUGUCGUCUGGCUGUUGA